UGUUGCUGACAUCGGCCUCCUCAUUUCCGCAUUCCCGAAUCCUCCCCAGAUGGGGAUCACGUUUAGAGUCGGGCUGAUGCAACGGUUUCCUCUUUAUAAAAUCUACACUCGACCCACGGCCGACCAGAAGAAAGGACAUUUGAUCCAACUGGGCUCUAAGUCAGCUGUGGCCACGGCCGAGUGUGAUAACAUGCCAGGACAAAUUCCGGAUCCUUCGGUGACAGCAGGUUCCCUGCCCAGUCUGGGCCCUCUGGCCGGCAUUUCGGCCACCACGCUGACCGACACGUUCAAGUUUGGUGAGCUCCAUGAGUUCAAGGCGAUGCUGUCGCCCCUGCACUUCAUCGGCGGCCUGGGAAAGAGGCCUCUUGUCAUCAAAACAGAGAGGGAUGACGAGGACGAUAGAAGGAAACGAAGGCGAGAGAAAAACAAGGUGGCUGCAGCACGAUGUCGAAACAAGAAGAAAGAGAGGACGGAUUAUCUACAAAAGGAGUCGGAAAGAUUAGCGAUGUUAAACUCGGGCCUGAAAGCCCAGAUCGAGGAGCUGAAAAUUGAACGCCAGCAGUUGAUCCACAUGCUUAACCGCCAUCGCCCCACCUGCAUCGUCCGGACGGACAGCGUCCAGACGCCCGAGAGCGAGGUCAACCCGCUGCUGCAGCAGCAGCUGGAGACCGAGUGAAGUCGCACUGAUGUUCUGCAGUUACACGAGACAACGACCAGCACUUGGCUAUAAGCCGUAAGAUGGUGAAGAAGCAGCUGAACCGACAGGAUGUUGCGCCACAAGAUGUGAAUUAGUCACGAGUGUGGGACUUAAAACAAACUAUUGUUUAAACUCUCUCCUUUGUUACUUUGUUACCCGAGCCCUGGGCAUCUGUGGUGUUAUUUUUGGUCGGCAGAAAGUGACAAAAUGGUCACCCCCUGAGAAGGAUUUAAAACUGGUGAAUUUUGCUGGUUAAUUCAUAUUCUACAAACACAAUAUUAAUCAGGAUGCAAUGUUUAGACUAGUGGGGGCGCAUAGGACAUAUUGUCAAAGAAAACAUUUGAGUAGACGUACCCUUUAGCGCCAUGCAUUUAGUAGCUUGUCUUGUCCGUAAUCUCUCUCCCAUAUUUUGACGCAGGCGUCAUUUAUUCAUGUAUUUUACAUAUUAAAUAUGUACUGUUGACAUUGUAUCGUAUAUAGACUAUGUUACCAACAUUUUGUAUGUAUAAUUUUGUACUUUUUUAUGAUAAUGAAGUGAAAUGCAAUUUGUAUCGUUUCAAGAAAUACUUCUUUUUUUUUUAAUGGUCGUUUAUUCUGCUUGGUAAAUGUAGUGGUCUCUCUGUGACAGACACUUACAUCGAGUGACUGGAUAGAGGAAGACCCAACCACCCAGACUCACUAUUCUUAUUUUUAAGAAUAAAAUGACACAUAUUGUUGCACAUCAGUUUAAAAACAAAA
Hippocampus zosterae (dwarf seahorse) is the source of this 1435-nucleotide messenger RNA. RefSeq names its product Jun dimerization protein 2a (gene jdp2a). Gene Ontology annotation, biological process: regulation of transcription by RNA polymerase II. The coding region runs from base 50 to 676 and encodes 208 amino acids. Lineage: Eukaryota; Metazoa; Chordata; Actinopteri; Syngnathiformes; Syngnathidae. The transcript has 4 exons. Gene Ontology annotation, molecular function: DNA-binding transcription factor activity, RNA polymerase II-specific; RNA polymerase II cis-regulatory region sequence-specific DNA binding. Gene Ontology annotation, cellular component: nucleus. The record is from RefSeq and is a predicted model, not a curated record.